GCCAUCGUGCACGCACUCCAGCGUCGAGUCACCUUCACGGUUCUCAGACUAGCACGACCACGCUAUGGGGCAAAGAUCCUCUGACUUGAACGAUGCUGGCCGACAUAGCGGGCAAAUGCCUGUGACACAGGACUUUGAAAAUGAGGACAAACAACUAUUUGAACCACCGCGCCAGGUGAACAUCGGCGGCGGGAACUUCUAUAAUGUUGAGCGCGACCUGCACGUCCAGAUCAACAAUUAUGCGCCGUCCUCUGCGGACGAGCGUGUUGAGCUGGUAUCGAAAUUGCGGGGGCUCUUAGCACCCGGCGUGAACUUCAGGAAGAUCCACGCUGAUGUUCGCAAACAACGGACCAAUGGGACUGGAAGGUGGCUUUUGGAAAGUCGCCUUUAUCGUGAAUGGAAGAAAAGUGCGAAUGGGAUCAUAUGGUGGAUGGCGGGUGCUGGAAAGACUGUACUGGCAUCUACCGUUAUUGAGGACCUUCUCGCACUGGAGUCUGAGCGUACCUGUGUGCUCAUGGUUUAUAGUCGCUAUACAGAGCCGCUGACUGUGAGCGACAUCCUGAAAGCGCUGAUCAAGCAAUGCGUCGAACGACAUCAAGGCGACAGCUGCUAAUGAACGUCUUGAAGCCAGACGAUAUGGAACGCAUCCGAAGCGUGGGGAGCAGGAGCACCGACCAAGUGCGCAUUCUCAUUAGCAUCGACAAGGCCAGCGAGAUAGUGGCACCCUUUGCGUACAAGUUCAUGAAGACGGUUGGACAGGUAGCAUCGUAACACACAAACUGCCGCAUAUAUAUAUUCGAGAACCAAUGUUU
Messenger RNA from Coprinopsis cinerea okayama7#130, 812 nucleotides. RefSeq lists its product as hypothetical. The record is from RefSeq and is a predicted model, not a curated record. The coding region runs from base 65 to 613 and encodes 182 amino acids. The transcript has 6 exons. Lineage: Eukaryota; Fungi; Basidiomycota; Agaricomycetes; Agaricales; Psathyrellaceae.